This is a messenger RNA of Ochotona princeps (American pika), 1315 nucleotides long. RefSeq names its product zinc finger protein 22 (gene ZNF22). The record is from RefSeq and is a predicted model, not a curated record. The coding region runs from base 217 to 894 and encodes 225 amino acids. The transcript is spliced from 2 exons. Lineage: Eukaryota; Metazoa; Chordata; Mammalia; Lagomorpha; Ochotonidae.
GGGUGGGCUCGGGACCAUAGAGGGUCGCUUCCUCCGCGUUCCUAGAGCGCCCGCGACGGCGCCCGGCGCGGCCCGCACUUCCGGCAGCGCGAGAGGCGCGCAGCCGGCGAGGGCGGCGGAGGUCCGGCGCGAAGGCUGUGUAGCUCUAAGAAAUGAAGCAUUAAUAGUUGAGAAGAGGACAGUGGGCUUCCUUCUGAUUACGUCUGUCAGUUCAGCAUGAAGUUAGGAAAACCUAAAGCAGGUCUAUCCCGGAGCUCAAGCCAGGGAAAAGCCUAUGAGAACAAACGCAAAACGGGCCAGCAGCGGCAGAGAUGGGGAGUGACCAUUCGUUUUGACUCAAGCUUGAGUAAACUAAGGAGAAGCUUAGAUGUGAAACCCUAUAAAUGCACUGAAUGUGAGAAGAGUUUCAGUCAGAAUUCAACUCUCUUUCAACACCAGAAGAUCCACACUGGGAAGAAAUCUCACAGAUGUGCCGACUGUGGGAAAAGUUUCUUCCAGAGUUCUAACCUCAUCCAGCAUCGGCGGAUCCACACUGGGGAGAAGCCCUACAAAUGUGACGAGUGUGGAGAAAGGUUUAAACAGAGCUCCAAUCUCAUUCAGCACCAGAGGAUUCACACUGGAGAAAAACCCUACCAGUGCGAUGAAUGUGGCCGCUGCUUCAGCCAGAGUUCCCACCUUAUUCAACAUCAGAGAACGCACACCGGGGAGAAACCUUACCAGUGCAGUGAGUGUGGCAAGUGCUUCAGCCAGAGUUCUCAUCUGAGGCAGCACAUGAAGGUGCACGAAGAGGAGAAACCCCGGAAAACCCGGGGUAAAAAUAGCAGGGCCAAAACUCACCUGGUGUCCUCUUGGAAAGCUGGGAAAGGACGGAAAUCGGCAGCUGGUCUCCGCUAAGCAGGGAGCACUGCCUCCGCGUUGUUUUUAAAAAAGAAUAGAAACACUAAAGUUGUAAACGGCCAGAGAUGCUUUGCAGUGCAGCAUUUUAUACUGGAUCUUUUACCUGAAGGGAAAUGUUGGGACUUCAGUAACUUCAUUGGGAUAGAACACAUUAUAUGAGCCCAGCUGCUCUCCCUUCUUCCCUGUGCGACAUGGAGCACAAAGAACUGAAAGUAUGUUUUGAGAAAAACAUAUCAUUGACCUCCUGAAAUUGCUUCCUGCUUCAUGUUAACAAAGAUUGUCACACGUAAUGACAUGUUCGUGAAAGCACAGGCAUGCCAUUUAUUGAGUUUUAGGACUUUCUGUGGAAGGAAUAAUUAGAAAGGAGAAUUUCUGUUGGUCUUGAAGUUCUUAACAGAUGAGGUUUUUUGCUUUACAG